AAAAGAAAUGGCAAGUGCAUAUAAUUUAGUAGUUUUACUAAUCGUUUGUAGUGGAAUAGUAUUAGCUAAUGGUGAUGAUAAGAGUCUGGGUGACAAGUGUGGUGUGGAGUUUCAAAAGGUGGCUGCAUGUUUGACAUACGCGACGGGGAAGGCCCCGUCGCCAUCGAAGGAGUGUUGUGAUGCGGCGGAGGAUAUAAAAGAUCAUGACCCGGUUUGUUUGUGUUACAUAAUAGAACAGAUCCAUAAAGGAUCAAGUCCUCAGUUGAAGAGUAUGGGAAUUCAAGAAGAAAAAUUGCUUCAGCUUCCUUCUGCUUGCAAGCUCACGAACGCUAGUAUUUCUAACUGUCCUAAGUUACUCAACAUUCCUCCAACUUCUCCCGAUUAUGCGAUCUUCACCAAUGCGACCAGCAAAUCGCCUGUAUCCACCACACCUUCAUCAUCAUCAUCAUCAUCACCGGAUACUAACAAAGACGUCUCGAACGGAUUCAAGAACGGACCCCAACUUUCAGUCACCGGAACAGUUGUGGCUGCUGCACUUGUUGCAAUCUUUUUAGCUGUAAUUCCUAGGGAGCUACUAGUAUUUUGAUUGUCAAACGUACUUUUGCCUUUAAUUUCCUUAAAGUUUUUGGUUGUAGCUCGUCUUGUCUUGUUUUAAUGAAUUGAUGUACGUUACGUAUGGAUUUAGUUUGCUGGUACGCACGAGACUAAGGAGCAGUUUGACCAUGUGAAUUAUUCAACUUUAUGUUUUUUGCUUUAUUUCAAAAUCAAUGUUUAGUUAUAAAUUCUCUAA
Molecule: messenger RNA, 790 nt
Organism: Solanum verrucosum
Lineage: Eukaryota; Viridiplantae; Streptophyta; Magnoliopsida; Solanales; Solanaceae
Product: non-specific lipid transfer protein GPI-anchored 1
Exons: 2
Coding region: 8-586 (192 amino acids)
Source: RefSeq, a predicted model, not a curated record